GCGGGGAGCUCUACGAAACUCAACAACACCAACCUAUCUUGCAUAUCCUAUAAAAUAAUAUCUCGAUUUUCUGAUAGACGAACCUAAACACCCUAAGAAGCCCCCCUCAUCGGUUCUGCAUGCGGUAUCUAGCGUUUAUGACAUAGUCCCAAGGUACACUGGGUGCGUGUGAUCUCGUCGCUAAACGCUCGCAAAACACGACACUUCGCAAAUGGUGCUUGUGCUUGUGAUCGGCCCUCGGUAACGCGCAAUGGGGGUGGUAAUCACCGUAUGGGGUGUCGUCGUGGAUGUGGCCAGCUUCUGGCAGAGGGUAAACUCUCUGUUCCUCCUAUCCGUGAUACGCGACGUUGUCGUUCCUAACUAUGUCGUUGCAGAAGCUGCGGAGUUGGUACGCGCGCAAAAGCCCCGUUGAACUAUGGCUGGAUCUAUUGAGAACCGCCGAGGCCUUUGAGGACUGGGAGGAGGCCGCGCUACAUUUGGAUAACCUCCUGGGCCUUGAUCUAUGGAGGAACAAUCCAGCUUCUAAGUAUUACGACUGGAGACUCAUUGCAGAACGCCUAGACUCUCUCGCGACCGCGCGGGAAGAUGGAAACUUUCAGCAGCUCGUCAACCUGUUAAGAUCCGGCCUUGUUCGAAACCUCGGGAACAUUACCUCACCCAAACUCUACAAUCGAUCAUUUGCCGGAACCAAGUACCUUAUAGAAGAGUACAUCACACAGAUUGCCGAGGCAGUGGAAGAUAUUCGCGCCCUGCCUACAACUCCAUCGGCUAUACAUGGCACGGGGCCAUCGUUGACGACGCAGAUGAAAUUGGACUGUAUCCAUGACACAAGACAGGCUUUUGGGAGGAGUACACUCGUCCUUCAAGGUGGUGCCAUAUUUGGCAUGUGCCAUUUGGGCGUUGUGAAGGCUCUCUUUCUGCGUGGUUUACUUCCGCGCAUUAUUACGGGAACGGCUACAGGCGCCUUGAUCGCGGCUCUGGUCGCUAUUCAUACAGAAGAUGAGCUACCGGCUGUUUUGAGUGGCGAUGGUAUCGAUCUCUCGGCAUUUGCGUCCAAGAAUGGUCAUGAGAACGGGGAAACUUCAACGGCUCAGACCUUCAGGUCGCGGUGGGAAACUCUGUUGCGGAGGAUUAGACGUUUCUCCAAAGAGGGGUACUUUCUUGACGUGACUGUUUUGGAGGAGUGUGUGAGGGCCAAUGUUGGCGAUUUGACUUUCGAGGAGGCCUAUAACCGGAGCAAGCGGGUGCUGAACAUAACUGUUGCGACGGAGGGCCAGGGGGGUGUACCGACGCUCCUCAACUAUCUGACUGCGCCUAAUGUGUUGAUCUGGACCGCUGCUGUAGCGUCGAAUGCCUCAUCGCCUUCUCUCUAUGGCCACCGCAAGACGACUAUGCUCUGCAAGGACGCCCACGGCAGCAUUGUACCGUGGGCACCAGCUAACACAAUUGACUUUAGACAUUGGACUCAUACAUCCUACUCCGAUCGAGACUCACCUUUACGACGCAUUGCUGAGUUAUUCAACGUCAAUCAUUUCAUUGUCAGCCAAGCUCGACCGUAUCUCAUUCCCUUUAUUCAGUCUGAUAUGCAUGGUCCAUCUUUAGUAGAGUCACGGAGCAAGACAACACAGAUAUCUGCCUUUCUCGUACGCAUGGUUGGGUUGGAAAUAAGGCACCGCCUCAGUCAGCUGGACACACUAAAUCUCCUGCCAACCGGUAUCCGUCGCUUCCUGGUUGAUGAACAAGUCCCGGCUGCUUCCAUGGUUCUCGUGCCCGAAGUGACAGCAGGGGACUUUGUGCGAUUACUAGAAACUCCCACACGAGAGACCCUCAACUACUGGGUUCUCAGAGGCGAGAGGAGCGUGUGGCCUGCCGUAGCCGCCCUAAGAAUUAGGUGUGCUGUCGAGAAUGAGCUCGACAGGUCAUAUCAGGUGGUCAGGAAGUUUAAAGCCCCCGGCUUACGACGAAAGGGGAGCAUGGCCGCUACACUGGAGGCUGAGAGAAGAGAGCGCAAUGGUCAGUUUGGCUCAGCCGUUACGGAUAUUAGCGCGACUUGAUUACUUCAUCCAAAGUUGUUAGGACAUCGGUAGCAUGUGUAAAUACUAGCCUUUCUUAUUGAUACCGUUCACAAACAGCAAAGGGGUACUUACCUUAGCACGGAAGCAUAUGUACCUACUUAGGUAUCAUUGCCUGCGCUCUUACUCACGGGAGGAGCUUGCUGUGUCUAAGAACUGUCUUGGUUUUACCUAUUGUAUCAAUCUUCAUCUUUCUUCCUGUCAUAUCACGCAUUCGCUUUUCCCACAUCGAUCACCGUUACUCGAUAUUCGACAGCCUCAAGACAAGCAUCAGCAGGAAGCAGUCACAAAAACCGUGCCGCACGAUCACUCAAGUCAUACAAGUCGGCCUUUAGCCAUCACAGCGAAUUAAUAUAUCCCAUGCAAGAACUCGCAAUUGGCAGGAUGCAACCCAAUUUCGUGGCU
Molecule: messenger RNA, 2477 nt
Organism: Fusarium oxysporum Fo47
Lineage: Eukaryota; Fungi; Ascomycota; Sordariomycetes; Hypocreales; Nectriaceae
Product: triacylglycerol lipase family protein
Exons: 3
Coding region: 363-2054 (563 amino acids)
Biological process (GO): lipid metabolic process
Molecular function (GO): triacylglycerol lipase activity
Source: RefSeq, a predicted model, not a curated record